This is a messenger RNA of Verticillium alfalfae VaMs.102, 2007 nucleotides long. RefSeq lists its product as hypothetical. The transcript has 5 exons. Bases 1 to 2007 code for a protein of 668 amino acids. Gene Ontology annotation, molecular function: DNA-binding transcription factor activity, RNA polymerase II-specific; DNA binding; zinc ion binding. Gene Ontology annotation, biological process: DNA-templated transcription; regulation of DNA-templated transcription. The record is from RefSeq and is a predicted model, not a curated record. NCBI's taxonomy places the organism in Eukaryota, Fungi, Ascomycota, Sordariomycetes, Glomerellales, Plectosphaerellaceae.
AUGAUCUCCCCUCGGAAGCGUCACAAAGUCUCAUCGGCUUGCAAGAGGUGUCGCGAAAGGAAACUCGGCUGUGAUGCCUACAGACCCUGUCAACUCUGUACCCGUGCUGGUGUCGAGUGCAUCCCUCGUGCCGGAGCCAUUGACGCACCCACAGCGGCAGGAAGCGAUGUUGCACGGUCUCACAGUCGCCAUGUUCUUCCACCCCAGCACGAGACCCCCUCGCCGGCUGUCCUCCCCGAAUCUAACAUUGUCGAUCUCAGCACACUUAUCUUUCGAGGCAACGGACCCUCCGUGAACCACGACAGUUCUGCCCUGCCCGGCGGGAGCAAGCUGGACGAGGCUGCCGUGACCGCGGGUGCCAGACAGUGGCGAAACCUGGCCGGAGUGGCACUGCCCUCAGAUGAAGUCCUCGAGGAUCUCGUGGGGCACUUCUUCCUCUCCGUCGACUGGUUCAUGAUGGUCUUUCACGAAGAUGCCUUUAGACGCCGCUUCCGAGACCUGCUGCGUCGGGACCAAAUCGCCUACCGCGACAGCAACUUUCGCUGGCUGUGUCUCCUUGUCGUGGCACUAGGCGCCCAUUAUGCGGCCCCCCAAACUACCCACAGCCUCUAUGGGCAGCUGUCCCGGGAUCUUAUAGCCGUCGUCGAGGCUCGCUUCCUCCAGAUCCUCAAUUGUUCCACGCUCGAGACUGUGCAGAUAUGCAUCUUGCUUGGGAGCUUCUUCCUGUUCAAUGAGAGACCAAAUACGGGCCUCGGAAUAUCGGGGAGCGGCGUCAAGAUCGCCCAGGUCAUCGGUUUGCACCGUGAGAGUCUUUGGAAGGAGACAUCCGAUGUCGUGCGCGAGGAGCGACGACGGACAUGGUGGACGCUGGAAGUGUUCGACAAGUAUGCGGCUGUUUCCUUUGGUCGCCCCUGCAUCAUUGAUGACUCGGAUUGCGAUGUUGGCAUGGUGUCUCACAGGCCCCAGGAAGCAGAAAACCCUCUGCUUCUGUAUCACACGUGGAAGUUCCGCCUGUACAGGAUCAUGGGCGCAUUCCUGGGGCGGCGGGGACGGAGCAAGAGCCUCAACACGGUCCAGAGUAUUCACACCAAGAUGCUGCAGUGGCGCAAUGAGCUGCCACAAGAGCUUCGAUUGGCAAGCUACGCAGCUCAAGAUGAACAGCCUUCGUUAACUCAGUUGCAGGCGCUCAAUCUGCAGCUGACGUAUGAUAACCUACAAAUUAUACUACAUCGCACGGCCGCCUUUGAGAACGAUGGGCAGAUGAACGAGCUGAGGAUGACAGAAGGAGGAAGCACAUCUCUUCAGCAGCUGUUGGACUCAGCCAUGAAUACCUCUGAGCUCUAUCGGUACUCGUCUGCCCUGCAGGCAUCCGGACGCACCCACGCCGCCAUGCACAUUGGCAUCACCCUCUUUACCGCCGGCGUCGUCCUCUGCGCCAUCUGCCUGUCCCGUCCGCUGACAGAUACGGGCAAUCGGGCCAAGACUGGCGUCAUGCACAUCAUACGCAUGUGUCGUAGCGCUGCGGACUCGCCAACCUCCAGCCAGCAUCUGGUCUCCAGACAGAGCCUCGACAUCCUGGACAGUCUGGUCACGGUAGUUUUACGUCGUGAAACGGAGCUCAUCACGGGGAGAAUCAGUCUUCCUGCGAACAAGCCAACCUCUUUUGCUUCCACCCUAGGGACAGGAUCCGCGACUGCGCCAGUCAAUUCAAACCCACAUUCGAUUCCAGACCGAGGCGAAGGCUUGCUCCACCCUAUUCAAGAAGUCUUUACGCAACAUAUCUCUGGACCAGCGAGCCGUCCUCCUUCGCCUGUCCCCGCCCUGCAACAGCUCAGCUUCUCGACGGGAGCGCCUGUUCUCAAUGGUCCUGCCCAGCCGGUCACAACGUUUGACUGGGAUGGCGAUCUUUCGGUCUUGGUGGAUCAGGGGCUUGCUGAUGCGAGUCAAGUCUGGCUGUGGGCAGAUAACCUGGGCUACGAGACGUUUAAUGAUCAAAAUAAUAGAUAG